AAAUUGAACUGUUUCCCAAAUUGGCUGAAACAGAAGAUUAUGAGGAGGAAGAUGAAAUGGAAGAUGAAAGGACAGAGUUGGAUGAAGACGCUACUGUAAUUGCCAGUAGACAUAGUGCAACAAACCAAAUACAAAAAAGCAAGUUCCAGUUUACCACAUCUAGCUACAGUCAGGAAAGAAUAGAAACAAAAUUCAAUGAAGAUGGAACACAGAGAUAUCUUACAGAAGAAAAAGACCUGCACGGAAAAUAUGAUCGUUCCAAAACAAUUUUUCAUCAAACUUCUCCACUUAUCACUGAAGGACUAAAGGAGGAAAAUAACCCCAUGGAAUUUCAAGCAGCAACGGCAAUUGUUCCUCCCGUAAGCAGCUCCACCAAAGGUAAUGAGGAAAAGUAUGCACACACCUUUUCCGGCAAUGAAACAACCAGAGAAUCUGCUGCUGAUAGUAGUGAAGAUGUUAUAGAGGUAUUUGCUUUUAAGCCUGGCCCAGAAACUGAUGACUCUUGGGGUUCCAUUCCUAUCACCUCUGCUACCCAGUUAGUUACUAUGGAGUAUCUCAGGAAAAUACUUUUAUUAUCAUCUUACUCUGUCUCGUCAAAUUCUGAAGAACAUGGCUCUGCUUCUUCUGGAAGUGAGGUACUCUCUCAGACAACUCAAGCAGUUUACAAUGGUGAGAUACCACUUCAACCUUCCUACAGUAGUGAAGUGUUUCCUCUAGUCACCCCUUUAUUGUGUGACACUCAGUUGCUCAACACUUCCCCUGAAGCAUCAAGUAGUGAUGUGACCUUGCAUGCUACACCUGUAUUUCCCAGUGUUGAUGUGUCAUUUGAAUCCACCUUGUCUUCCUAUGACGAUGUACCUUUGCUUCCAUUUUCCUCUGCUUCCUCCAGUAGUAAAAUGUUUCACCAUUUAUAUAUGGUUUCUCAAACAUUUCCACAAGCUGCUUCAGCUAUUGAAAAUGAUGAAGGGUCCCUGCAUGUUUCUUUGACAUUGGAGGAGGGUGGCACAUUAACCCAAUCAUGCCUCACUCAGUUUUCUGAUGUGACCUCAUAUCAGAUGGUCCAUGCUACUUCAGAGACUUUGAGAUUUGGCCAUGAUAGAACUCACUUGUUAUCUCAAGUGGAACCACCCAGCAAUGAUUUCAGUGGGCAUGCAGUGUCUACAAUGUCUGAAUCUAUUUAUGCUUUAUCAGGUUAUGUGGGGUCUCCUCAAACUAUUGCUGCUUCUUAUUACACAUCUGAAUUUGUGCAUGAGUCUGUUGGCACAUUUCAUCAGGGUCCCUUGUUUAGCAGCUAUAGCAAUAUGCCGGUGCCUAAGCCUUCUCCUGCAGUCUCGCAAGCUGAUACUUCUCUGCGGCCUCCAUGUUUUCUUUCUAGUGAAAUGGAUCGCUCUGAAACUCGUUCUGCUAGUGAGUCCCUUUUGCCUGACACAGAUAUUUGGUCGAUACUGAAAGCUUCUUUGCAUGUUCCUUCCAGUGAAGUAAUGUGCAGCACACCUGUAUUCCCAGGUGAGGUUGAGAUGACUCCCCAAAAUAGUGUAAUGCAUGGAUAUGACAAAGGACUGCAAAUUUCUGCUUUCAGUGAAAAUACUGAAAAUGAAAUGACUGAACCUCCUACAUCCAUUUCUAAUUAUGAGAUUCCUAAGCAGGAUACAUGUGCUCAAGAAAGCCUCGUUACUGUCUCUAGUGCAAAGGGAAUCCGGCCAGCUUUUCCUGUUACUAAGGUGUUUGAUUAUUAUGUUAGUAAGCGCUUGGAAAAUGUUCCUAUUCAAUCUUUGCAUGUUACAACUCUGGCCUUUGAUGACGCUUUGCUUAAGCCUAUGCUUAGUGCAAGCUCACAGCAAGCUUCCUCUACCCCUGCUUCUAGCAAAAAACUGCCUUCUCCCAGCCAGCAGUACUUUUACUGGGCUUCAGCUACCCUAAAUAAUAUUUCAUUGCUGCAAAUUUCCUUUCAAUCCUUCAAUAAUGAUACAGUUCGUAAAACACCUGUGCCUGGGGAUCCA
This is a messenger RNA of Pseudonaja textilis, 2000 nucleotides long. Lineage: Eukaryota; Metazoa; Chordata; Lepidosauria; Squamata; Elapidae. The record is from RefSeq and is a predicted model, not a curated record.